AUGAAUGCAAUGCCCUACACUGCAAUGGAUGACCCUUGCCUAGCUGAUACAAAAAAAAUCUUCACCAUGGAUGCUACAUUGGAUUAUGAAGCAUUGGUUAAUACUUUACAGAGACACACAAAAUGUACAGAACAUACAUGCCUCAAGAAAAAAGGUCCCACAUUUGAAUGUCGUUACAAAGCUCCAUGGGUUCAACAAGAGAUGUCUACAUUGACAGUUGACAAUGACAACAACCCAUGCUAUAAACCUGCAAGGAAUGAUGAUCGUUUGAAUAUUCAUAAUCCUUGGAUGCUUUCACUAUGGAGAGCUAAUAUUGAUUGUCAACCAGUCACUUCAAAAAAAGCUGUCCUCCAAUACAUUUCAAAGUAUGCUUCAAAAUCAGAAAACAAAUCGCAAUCCUAUAUUGAAAUGCUGAAGACAAUACUAAAUACAAGUAAAUCUGAAGAUAGCAUUUUAUUAACAUAUCAGAAAUUUAUGAUGGGCAUAGUAGUAGACCGUGAUAUCAGUGCACAAGAAACUUGCCAUAUGUUACAGAAAUUGCCUCUUCUAAGUUGUAGCCGACAAUUUGUCUCUCUAAAUGUUGGCAAAAAAAUACUGCACCGUGUCAUAAAAUCAGAUAAUGGAGCUGACCUUUCCACAACUUAUAUCCAUGCUUAUAUGCAGCGCCCUUUUGAAUUAAAUGCAACAAAUUUGCUACAAUCAGCACAAGGGUUUUCAUAUAAUUCUCAACGCAAAAAAACAAAAUGGCACAUCAGGGAUAAAAAAGCAAUUGUGACUGUAUAUCCUCAGUUUAUAGAGCCUCCAAAUGAAGAUAUCAAUCAGUUUGAGAUUUUUUGUUUGUCUGAAUUGCUGCUAUACAAACCAUUCCGUGACAUCCCAACUGAAAUAGGAGCUUCAAAGGAACAAAUUAUAAAAAAUUGGAAAAACUUUAAAAAGACAAAUUACAACCGUUUGGGAAAUCAACAGAUUAUAGAUGAUUGCAGCCUUCCAAACGAAGAUGACAGUGACAAUAAUGGUUCCCAACAUCAAGAUGAUACAAAUCUGUACGAGUGGGAGCAGAUCUCACAAAUGGGAGCUACAAAUAACUUUGUCCAGAAUGAUCUGCAAAUGCUAGGCCGUCGUGAUUACGAUAUUAGCCACUUUUGGGGAGCAACUGUUGUGGUUGAUCAACUAGACUCCACUGCCCUUCAGUUCAUAGCUACAAGCAAGCUAACACCCCAACACACUAGCAUGCAAAUCUCCAGCCAAGACACAAAAAAAAAACAGCUAUCGCCUCAGCAACAAGUUGCGCUCAACAUUAUUCUACAACAUCAUAAUAAUCAAUCUGUAACAACACCUUUACGAAUGAUUGUUCAAGGCAUUGCUGGCACUGGUAAAUCAUUUUUAAUAGAUUGUAUUAGAAAAGAAUUAAACAUAUCUCCACCUAUGACGGCAAACCCAUUGCUUGUUUUAGCACCAACAGGAGUUGCUGCAUUUAAUAUACAAGCGACAACAAUCCAUGCAGGGUUGCGCAUACCUAUAAGAGAAAUGCAUCCUUUGACAGGGCAGUCAUUAAUGACAUUGCAAGAGCAAUUGAAACCUAUCAAAUAUAUUCUGAUAGAUGAAAUGAGCUUUUUGGGCCCGAAACUACUACUUAAGAUAGAUAACCGUUUACGCCAAGCAUUCCCUAACAAACAACAUGACAACUUUGGUGGCGUGUCCAUGAUUCUUGUUGGUGAUCUUGCUCAGCUUCCCCCUGUAAUGGAUAAACCUGUAUAUGCUUCGCACUCUACAGCCCUCAGUUUAUGGCAUUCUUUUACUAUUGUCAUAACAUUGGACACUAUUUUCCGCCAGCAAGCUGCAUCUAUAAGACAACAACAAUUCAGAGCACUUCUUCACAACUUAAGAAACGCUCAAGCACUCCAACAUGAUUGGCAGUUUCUGAUGUGCCAGACAAAUGCAACAUUAACUAUUCAACAAAAGAAAGAUUUCGACUCUUCGAUCCACCUGUUUGCAACAAAUUAA
Cryptomeria japonica (Japanese cedar) is the source of this 2004-nucleotide messenger RNA. RefSeq lists its product as uncharacterized. Gene Ontology annotation, molecular function: DNA helicase activity. Gene Ontology annotation, biological process: telomere maintenance; DNA repair. The record is from RefSeq and is a predicted model, not a curated record. The transcript has a single exon. The coding region runs from base 1 to 2004 and encodes 667 amino acids. Lineage: Eukaryota; Viridiplantae; Streptophyta; Pinopsida; Cupressales; Cupressaceae.